UCAUAUCCUCCAAAUAUAACCACGUUUGAACAUGGCUAAUCCAGCAACAAUAAUCGCCGCAGUUCAGAAGGCUGGAUCUGGUGGCCGAGCUCUUUCCGCAGCUGGCGUCGAGCUCUCCAGAUCUGGAUCCCCAAGCCACACACUCCCCGCCUACGGCGGCUGCGGUCACCGCCGGUGUGCAGCGCAGAGUCUGCUUCGCCAUCAAUGCGAAUCUUCUGCAAGGCACGCCACCUCCGCCCAUUCAAGGAGCUCACCGCCCAUGCCUCAAGUCCGCGUCUGCGACCUCAUUCAAGGCAAAGGCUCGAUGGGACUCGACGAGCUCUCCCUCGAGCCCAGCGCCGGCUGCUCGGGAAUCAAGACACUCUGCCCCCGCCGCGGAUGCUCAGGAACAUCAAUGGCAUUUGGUGCGGCCGGCUCACUGGUAGCGUAAAGAGCGACCUAACCACCCUCAUUCAAGGCGUCGGGUCGGGUAGCGUAAAGAGCCAUGCCGCGUUGGCGACCCUUCGCUGCGCCCUGAGGAGGGGACAGUCGUCAUCGUCUCCACGCCGGAGAUGGAGGCCAACACCGCCAGCCUUGCUUCCCUGGGUGCCUUCCUCUUCCUGUGGCUUACUCACUCUGCUACCAAUGCCUCUCCAGAGUCUGCAACUCCCAUCUUCAUCCCGUACAUGCCGGCGCUGCUCCCGUCACCACGUUCGACGCCGCCCAGACCUCCAGCAGCUCGACGGAAGACGCUGGCCGGGGUGACCGGCUUCCAGUUGCCACGACAGAGCCCUCGUCUCCGAGCAAAGAAGAGGAAGAUGCCCAUAGCAAAGCUUGCUGAACAGCUACUUUGUCGCCGCAUGAACAUUGUGGCUGAGGGCGAGCAGGUUACAGAAGCGGCGAUUGCAAAAUUCGCCCAGAUGUUGGCCAGCUGCCAGAUAUUGCCAUUGCGGCCCUCCGCGCGCUCUUCCAGCUGGACUGUGACCUUUCUUCAGCAGUGGAGGAGGCCCUGGUGCAGCAUGGUGGAGAAGGAGGUCCAGAGCUGGACGAGGCUGCCUCCACGGGCGUCUGAUCCUACAGCUUACUCACUGUUGUAGUUCAGUUCCUGAUGAUAGUACACCAAAUCCUUGUUAGUUGUACGCCUGUUUGUAGCUGCUUCCCCUGGUCCUGGCGAGACCUAUGAUUAUGUGGAUGCUGUUCUGUUUGCUUCCCAUUUGUAAUCCUGAUGUAUCUUUGGUGAACCAAUGUUAGAACAAAACAUCUCUAUUCUGUGCUGGAA
This is a messenger RNA of Aegilops tauschii subsp. strangulata, 1258 nucleotides long. RefSeq lists its product as uncharacterized. Lineage: Eukaryota; Viridiplantae; Streptophyta; Magnoliopsida; Poales; Poaceae. The record is from RefSeq and is a predicted model, not a curated record.